AUGGUAGGGCCACUUAAUCGUGAGUCAGAGUCCAUCAAAACUAGUGAGCAAGUGACAUUAGGGAGUUUGCAAGAGGGAGUCAAUGAUCAAGAUGUUACUUCUCCUGAGGUGCAAAUUCCACAAGAAUCUAAGGCUAAAAGAUCUAAAAAGUCCCAAGAUGAAGUUGAAAUUGAAGAGAUAAAAUCUGCUCUUUUGACCAUAGUUUUUGUUUUUAGAGAGAGUACUACAUCUCAUGAUAAAUAUUUUAAGGAAAAUGUUUCUACUUAUGGAAACUUUUACGUGAAAUGCAAAUGGAAAGUCAUAUGCUCACUCCAGUAUAUAAUUAUCUUGUCGAAUAUCCUGAAAAUGUUAGAGCUUUACUUGGACUCUAUAAAGAUAUGCGAAAGAAUUAUCUAG
Messenger RNA from Vicia faba (fava bean), 396 nucleotides. The record is from the annotation of a GenBank genome assembly. NCBI's taxonomy places the organism in Eukaryota, Viridiplantae, Streptophyta, Magnoliopsida, Fabales, Fabaceae.